AUGGAGGAAACUCUGCAAGCACUCAAUGAUCUGAUUUCCCAGUUCCUGAGCUUGGAUCGGUCUCUCUGGUCCAGUUCUGAUGAUGCUGACGCCUUUUUAGAAGCUGUGGAUGAACUAACUUCCACCAUCCAUGGCCUUGAGAACACCUCAGCGGAUCAUGUGCUCCUUGAGAGCUUUGAUCUCCUUCUAGAGCGAUGUUCCACGAGGCUUAAGGUUGAGUUCCAGCAACUGGUGGGUACAUCUGGCUUCAGUGAUGACCAUGGUGACCACAAUUUCAAGAGAAGCCAAAAUGAAGAUGACAACCACACCUUUGUAGUCCAACCAGUUAGAAACUUUGACAUCAUUGUUGAUGCCUUACCAGAGGGUGUAGUCACUGAGGCAAAUCGAAUCGCAAGAAGGAUGAUCGCUGCUGGUUUUGGUGAUACAUGCGCGGAGACCUAUGCUUCUGCACGCCGCAACUUCAUUGAUGAGAGUAUUGCUCGACUUGGGGUUAAUGCUCAUUUCGAAGAAUUGUGCAAGUCAACAUCAUGGGAGGAGCUUGAGACUCAGAUCAUGCGCUGGAUACCUGCAAUACGUGUUGUGUUCCACAUCUUAAUCCCAAGUGAGCGUCACCUAUGCAAUUGCAUUUUUGAAGAAUUUACAUCCUACACUAACCUUGCCUUUGCUGCUGCAUGCAAACCAUUUCUUCAACUCCUGUCCUUUGCCAAAGUUAUUGCUGCUGCUGGACAUAACCCGGAGUGUCUCUUCCGCAUAGUUGACAUGUAUGAUGCUUUAACUGAUAUUCUUCCUGUCCUUGAUGAAGCCUUUGAUCAUGAGGUAGCUGCUCUUCGUGAAUGCCUUGGAUUGUCAAUUAAGGGCAUAUUUGUGGCUCUAGAAAAACUGAUACGCUGUGAUCCAUGCGAGUCUUCACCACGAGAUGGUGGAUUGCAUCCGAUAACAAGGGUAAUAUCUGCAAAGGUUCAGCAAUGGGUGUUGGAAUACCGCCGGGCUACCUGGGGGAGGGCCAUAGCGAUACUUGAGACUGACAGAAGAUCUGACAGUAGUUUGAGUAUUAUGUUAGAGAAACUGAACCACUUCCAUAACUUUGUGGAAGCGAUUUGCCAGGUGCAGUCACGGUGGGUACUGGUGGAUAAGCAGCAAGCAGUGAAUUUGAGCAUUAUGGUUGAGGAGCUGGUUAUUCCAGUGUACAGGGAUACAACUGAGAUGUUAAAGGCAACAGAGGCUGUAGGGGUUUCAUAUGUGCGACCUGAGGACGUGAAGUCACGGAUUCAGCGGUUGUUCAAAGCAAUGGCCAAGUCAUAG
This is a messenger RNA of Miscanthus lutarioriparius, 1302 nucleotides long. NCBI's taxonomy places the organism in Eukaryota, Viridiplantae, Streptophyta, Magnoliopsida, Poales, Poaceae. The record is from the annotation of a GenBank genome assembly.